AUGUUACGGAUAGUUGUUUUCGCGUGUAUUCUUCAAAAUAUCGUUGCUAUAAUAGUGACUGAUUCACCACCGACAAGUACCGAGUAUAAUUAUUGGUAUAACAUCAUAGAUCCUUCUACUGGUGAUACUAAAAGUGCUCAAGAGAUCCGGCAAGGUGAUAUGGUGAAAGGAAGUUACUCAGUGGUAGAUCCUGAUGGAACUAAACGUACAGUUGACUACACGGCUGGUGGAAAACUCGGUUUUAAAGCCGUCAUAAGGAAUGAGCCGACGAAUAAUCAUUUGUCUAAACGUAAUUACAAUAUUCCCGCUAGAGGUUACUUAUAUCCAGUGCCAGUGAAUUCUAAAGCUCCGAUGCUCUCAACUAGCAAUUUCAUUAAAUACACAGAUUAUUUCACACCAGGAAACGAUACUCCGACCGAAAAAAACAGUUUCAAUAAUGGUGAACUUUUCAUACCUAAUUACAUGAACUGA
Messenger RNA from Danaus chrysippus (African queen), 471 nucleotides. The record is from the annotation of a GenBank genome assembly. Lineage: Eukaryota; Metazoa; Arthropoda; Insecta; Lepidoptera; Nymphalidae.